Messenger RNA from Chrysemys picta bellii (western painted turtle), 2039 nucleotides. The record is from RefSeq and is a predicted model, not a curated record. Lineage: Eukaryota; Metazoa; Chordata; Testudines; Emydidae.
CUCAGGGGGUCCUGCAAAUGUCUGUGUGUCCGUCCGAUCCAGCCCCAGGCGCGCAAAGGGGCGGGUGCGUGUGUGUGGAUCGGUUGCAACGUAGCCCGUGUUGCAUAAGUGUGUGUGUCCGUCCGCGUCCUGCACGAUGUGUGUAGCGGGGGGGUGCUGAGAGCCAUGGACCCCAACUGCAGACCCUGCCUAUGGAAACCGCUUCCAGGCAGGGGGGUGGCAGCUUCCCCCUGCCCCCCUAGUGCCAGCAGCUGUAUUGCCCAUGCAGAUGUAUCCCUGCUUGGCAUCUUCCCACGGGAGCACCAUCCUGUGCUGUUGCCACCCCGCAGUGCUCAGCUGAUGGCUGAGGAUGGCGGGGCCGUGGGCCUUGCCAAUGGGGAGGCCAGGAGCCCCUCCGACACCGUCCAGGAGACCAGCUGGCCCGAGGACGAUGAGGUCUUUAUGACGGAGCGGCUGAGCCCCACCGCCAUGGCCACGUUCAGACCCGGCAACGUGGAGGAGCUCUACGAGCUGCUGGAGAAGCUGGGCAGACUUGCUGUACAUCUUGUGUCCCAUAGGGGGCGAAGAGAGUCAGGCAGUGGAUGCAAAGUGACUAUUCUGUAUUUCUAUUUUUUUUUUCUCCUCCAAGCUCCCGAAGUGAUUAACUACGAGCCCCUGAGCUCGGCGACAGACAUGUGGAGCAUCGGCGUUAUUACCUAUAUCUUGCUGAGCGGGAUGUCCCCGUUCCAGGGCGAGACGGAUGCCGAGACCCUCUCCAACGUCGUCGCUGGCAACUACGAGUUCGAGGAAAAAUUCUUCAGCGAGACCACCGAUAUGGCCAAGGACUUCAUCCGGCAGCUGCUGGUGAAGGAGCCCCGGAAUCGCAUGAGCGCGGCCGAGAGCCUCGUCCACCCGUGGAUCAAGCCCCUGAGCCGGAAGCAGGCCACCAACCGUAGCCGCUCCUCCAUCAACAUGAAGAACUUCCGCAAGUUCAACGCCCGCAGGAAAUGGAAGCUCUCCUACAACAUGGUGUCUGCCUGCAACCGGCUCUGCCACCUGAAGCUCUUGUGUGGCCAGAAGAAGGAGGAUGAGACUCUGCGCGGCUGCGAGAGCGACCAGGAGGAUGAAACCACCCACCCGGUGACGCUGCUGCGCCGGCGGAGAAGCAGCUGCUCUUGAGACCCAGCCCCCAACCACAGACUCCAGCAUGCGCCCACUGCCCCACACCCACCCUCUGCGUCAGAGGUGGGGAAAGGCCCUGGGAGAUCAGAUGCCCCGGGCUCCACCCCGGCAGCUGGGCUCUGUCCGCCGAGGCCCGGAUGGCGGGAAGGAGCAUUGACUUUGGUCGGCGGGGACCAGCUGGGAGUGGGGGGGGGGGCUGGAAAUGGAAUUCCCCACCCCACCCCAUGCCCCUCUCUGUCUGGAUGCCUGAGGACAGGGAGUUGGCUGCGGAUGGAGCUGGUGAAAGGGGAACACGUGUCAGCAGGAGAGGCUGGGGCAAUGCCCGCAGCCCCUUGGCACCCAGUCACCGUGUCUGUGGGGCGAGAUAUUGGGGGUGUGGGAGAAGAGAUCCCGCUAUUAACCCUUUCAUUAUUCAAACAGAGCCCCCACCACCACCACCACGAGGGCCUUUCAGGGUGCAUUUGCUGUACCCCUCUUAUGCUUUCCAAUAGGAAACCCCCCUGUGUGGCUGUUCUCUCUGGCACUUGUGGGGUUAAUUGGAACCCCCCCCCCCUUCAGACAUUGUGUUCCGGAACUCAUGGGGUUAAUAUGAGUCUCUUCCCUCCCCACUCCACCGUGCCUGCUGUCCCCCAGCAGUACCCUGGCGGGGGGAUGGAUGGCGGCUCGGCUGGGUGCCAGGUACCUUUACCCAGCUGUUGAGGGGCAGCCAGAGAGCCGGGUGGGUGCCCCUUCCCCAGCACCCCACACUUGCAUGCUGGCCUAAGGCGCAUGGCAGGCCAGACCCCCCUCCCUCCCCCCCCAGCUGCCCAGGGAAGAUCUGCCCAGUUCAUUUCCCCCUCUGCCUGAUUAUUUUUAAAUAAAUAAACGUGCCAAGCGUC